AUUUCGAAAGCCUCGAAUUCCUGAGAAUUUGUGGAAAUACAAUGUGGUUUCAUUUCAAGAACCAGACAUCUUGAAGAGUAUUGUGUACGGAGGUCUAAUCCAAUCCAUGACAAGCCUCAGUGUUGUAUCCUCCGCUGCAGCUGCUGGAGAUUCGAUUUUCAACGUUCUGGCCUUGGGACUAGCCAAUAUAUUCACUGGCCUUUUUCUCAUCUGUCACAACCUACAUGCACUCAUAACGUGUCGACCAUAUCAUCAAAGUGCAAACAAUCAUAAUGACUCAACUAUAGUAGGAGAAAAAGAUCCGUACUCGAUCCUACUGGGAAACGUUAAAAACAGAGUUCGCCACUGCGCCGUUGUUGUGGUUUCUUUCCUCUGCUUCGGUGUGAUCCCUCUUUAUCUCUUCUACGUCCUCUCUAUCAAAGGAACCGACAAGGGACACUACAACGCUGCACUUGUUCUCUCCGGCACUCUGGUCUGCGUCAUAGCUCUCUCCUUGGCCAAAGCUUACGCCUUCAAAAUGGAGAAAAAACUUCAGACCGUGCUUCAAUACACCGCAAUGGCGAUUGGGGCGUCUGCGCUUGCUUUCAUGGCCACCAAUCAGUUUAGAAAGAAUGGCUUUCAUGAGCUUCAAUGCGUCUGAUUACUGAGAAGAGUGAAAUUCCAGAUUUUAAGAGAAAUUUUUCAAUAAACAACAACAAAGCUACCAAAGUGUUGUUCUUUUAGCUGAUAUGUCGCUUGCUUUCAUUAUUUCUCCAUCCAUUCUUUUCGUCCCAAGUCUU
Messenger RNA from Eutrema salsugineum, 779 nucleotides. Its product is annotated as membrane protein of ER body 1. The transcript is spliced from 3 exons. NCBI's taxonomy places the organism in Eukaryota, Viridiplantae, Streptophyta, Magnoliopsida, Brassicales, Brassicaceae. The record is from RefSeq and is a predicted model, not a curated record. Bases 107 to 640 code for a protein of 177 amino acids.